This is a messenger RNA of Sesamum indicum (sesame), 1745 nucleotides long. Its product is annotated as actin. The record is from RefSeq and is a predicted model, not a curated record. NCBI's taxonomy places the organism in Eukaryota, Viridiplantae, Streptophyta, Magnoliopsida, Lamiales, Pedaliaceae.
UUCAUCUGAGGCUGAGCUUCAUUUCCGCUUCUUUAAACACGAGGGCGGUACCUCAGACAAAAGGAAAAACAGAGGUCUCUUUAGAGAGAGAGAGUGGGACUGAGAGAGAAAGAGAGUUGAACACCAGAGUAGAAAAACAGAGAGACCCAUUUCCUACGAAGCCUCAAAGGUACGAUCUUAGUCAUCAAACAUUUCUACGCAUUCACUAAAGACUCGGUUUCUGUGUUCAGUUUUUUUUGGAGGAUAGAUUUAGUCUUGUAUCUCCAUUUUGAAGAGAAAAGACUGGAUCGUAUCACAUUAAGAGAUGGCAGAUGCUGAGGAUAUUCAGCCUCUUGUUUGCGACAAUGGAACCGGAAUGGUCAAGGCUGGAUUUGCUGGAGAUGAUGCUCCAAGAGCUGUCUUUCCCAGCAUAGUGGGGCGCCCUCGUCACACUGGUGUGAUGGUUGGCAUGGGACAAAAGGAUGCUUAUGUUGGUGAUGAGGCUCAAUCCAAGAGAGGUAUUUUGACACUGAAGUACCCAAUUGAGCAUGGAAUUGUCAGCAAUUGGGAUGAUAUGGAGAAAAUAUGGCAUCACACAUUCUACAAUGAACUUCGUGUGGCUCCAGAAGAGCACCCAAUUCUGUUGACAGAAGCUCCUCUCAACCCCAAGGCUAACCGUGAAAAAAUGACUCAAAUCAUGUUUGAGACAUUUAACGCCCCUGCCAUGUAUGUUGCAAUUCAGGCUGUUCUCUCACUUUACGCCAGUGGUCGUACAACCGGUAUUGUUCUUGACUCUGGGGAUGGUGUCAGCCACACAGUUCCCAUCUACGAAGGUUAUGCACUCCCCCACGCUAUCCUUCGUCUCGACCUGGCUGGGCGUGAUCUCACUGACCACCUCAUGAAGAUAUUGACUGAGCGAGGCUACUCAUUCACUACAACUGCUGAGCGGGAAAUUGUGAGGGACAUAAAGGAGAAGCUGUCUUACAUUGCUCUUGAUUAUGAGCAAGAGCUGGAAACUGCAAAAACCAGCUCUGCAGUGGAGAAGAACUAUGAACUGCCCGACGGACAGGUGAUCACUAUUGGCGCUGAAAGAUUCCGCUGUCCUGAGGUUCUCUUCCAGCCAUCAAUGAUCGGGAUGGAAGCUGCUGGAAUUCAUGAAACCACCUAUAAUUCUAUCAUGAAGUGUGAUGUCGAUAUCAGGAAGGAUCUUUACGGCAAUAUUGUUCUCAGUGGUGGCUCAACCAUGUUCCCCGGUAUUGCUGACAGGAUGAGCAAGGAGAUCACAGCUCUGGCACCAAGCAGCAUGAAGAUUAAGGUGGUGGCUCCUCCCGAGAGGAAAUACAGUGUCUGGAUUGGAGGUUCCAUUUUGGCCUCUCUCAGCACAUUCCAGCAGAUGUGGAUAGCUAAGGCAGAGUACGAUGAAUCUGGGCCAUCGAUUGUUCACAGGAAAUGCUUCUAAGUCAAGACUUGCCUAAAAGGGUGAGUGAAGAGAUUUAUGCAGAUCAUAUGAUUGUGGAGGAUGCUGUUUCUCAUUUGCUUUUUUUUGGUACUUUCUUCUUUCUGCUCGUUGGGUCUUUCACUUUUAAAGAUUUGCGACAUUGGACAAGGAAACAGUAUUCAUUUUUCCCAUUUAUUUUAAUUUGUAGUAAGAGUUGUGUAUUUUACAUGGUGUUAUGAUUUGAGUUUUGAUGAAGGCUACUUGUGACUUGUAUGUUAGAAGUUCUAUAGCUUGUUUGAGUCCAUAAUUACAUAGAUUUAGUUAAUAA